Sinocyclocheilus rhinocerous is the source of this 762-nucleotide messenger RNA. Its product is annotated as netrin receptor UNC5A-like. Bases 376 to 699 code for a protein of 107 amino acids. The record is from RefSeq and is a predicted model, not a curated record. NCBI's taxonomy places the organism in Eukaryota, Metazoa, Chordata, Actinopteri, Cypriniformes, Cyprinidae. The transcript is spliced from 3 exons.
UUCGCGCACUAAAGCCAAUAUCCACCGUACUCUUUACCGGAGCAAGUGUUCUGCAGCGGACAGCGAGAAGACGAAGAAGAGUGAGGACGUUUGCUCUCUCUCUUCACACGUCUGGAGUGUGUGUAUGUGGGUGAGUGAGCUGAAGAAAUUAGAGUCGCGUCUUUAUUUACCACACCUGUGAUGCGCUGCUGUCUCUGAGCAACGAAGACGCACUGAUGGCCAAGGUACAGGAAGAGGAUAUGUGUUGAAAGAGGACUUAUAAAUGCGUUGAUCGGUGUAAUAUUUCAAAAACUAAACCCAGACAGACAGCAGAUACUCCUCGCAGCUCAUUCAGCAGAUAUUACUGACUUAAACUUGAACGAGAAGGUGAUAAAGAUGCCGUUACACCUGGGUCCCUUUGUCCGCUGGAGAUCCGGGCUUGUACUCACAUGGAUCUGCUUGUUUUCGUCCGGAUUUGCCUUCAUUGGUGGAGAGCAUGCGGCCACUGUAACGCAUCCACUUCCUGCGGCCUUCUCCGACCUGCUGCCACACUUCCUGUUGGAGCCUGAUAAUGUUUAUAUCGUUAAGAACAAGCCAGUGACCCUCACCUGCCGCUCAACCCCUGCCACUCAGAUCUACUUCAAGUGCAACGGCGAAUGGGUUCACCAGGAUCAGCACUUGAUCGAGCGUGACGUGGACCCUGCCACAGAGCUGAGCUGAGCAGAGCUGACAAACAUGACCAUGGAGGAGUCCAGUCUGGACUGCAUGGUGAUUUGAAGAGAG